AUGCAGUUAAAUUGCAUCAACCACAAAAAACGAUUAGUGAUAAAACAUUAUAAUGAGAAAAAGUUGUGGAUGCCAAUGAUAGCCUUCAGCGCCAGUUUUGAAGGUCUUUGUAAGCUUAAAACAUGUAUCAAGCAAAAAAAUGGAAGGCUGCCAUUUAAAUGGAGUAUUAAAUUCAAACCUCGCGACGUCGUAGGUCUUGAAGCAGUUCAUGCAAAAAGCACUGAUGGCAUCUGCCUGAAAGGCAGCGUUUUAAAAUGCCGAAUUGCAGAGAAGUUUCCCAAGUACAAUGCUCAACAUGCAAACUCUUCCAAACAGAAUCUAGUGUCUGUGACUGGUUUGAUUGUUCAAGUUUUCUUCCAUGCUUCAGGGAAGUUUGUUGGAAGAGAAGAUGAAAAGUUUUGGAGGGUAGGGGGUGAGGUGGGUGGACACAGCACUUAA
This is a messenger RNA of Helobdella robusta, 438 nucleotides long. RefSeq lists its product as hypothetical. The coding region runs from base 1 to 438 and encodes 145 amino acids. The record is from RefSeq and is a predicted model, not a curated record. The transcript has 4 exons. NCBI's taxonomy places the organism in Eukaryota, Metazoa, Annelida, Clitellata, Rhynchobdellida, Glossiphoniidae.